Motacilla alba alba is the source of this 8127-nucleotide messenger RNA. RefSeq names its product serine/threonine/tyrosine kinase 1 (gene STYK1). Bases 5698 to 6975 code for a protein of 425 amino acids. Gene Ontology annotation, molecular function: ATP binding; transmembrane receptor protein tyrosine kinase activity. Lineage: Eukaryota; Metazoa; Chordata; Aves; Passeriformes; Motacillidae. The record is from RefSeq and is a predicted model, not a curated record. Gene Ontology annotation, cellular component: signaling receptor complex. Gene Ontology annotation, biological process: positive regulation of kinase activity; cell surface receptor protein tyrosine kinase signaling pathway; multicellular organism development. The transcript is spliced from 10 exons.
GUUUAAAGCUGGGUGGAGCUUCUGCUGCUUUCCUCAGGGAGUCGCUCCCUGCCUGCGGGAUGGAGGGAGACAUCAGACCAGGGCCGGCAAUGACAGCCCAACGAGCAGCAGGUUCACGGCUAAGGAGAUUAGGUUUAUAUUGGAUAUAAAGAAAAAAUACAUGCCGGUGAGGGUGGUGAGAAGUUGGAACAGGUUGUCUUGAGAAAGCUGUGGAUGUCCAUCCCUGGAAGUGUUCAGGGUCAGGCAGUAUGGACUAGUGGAAAGUGUCUCUGCCCACGGCAGGGGGAUUGGAACUGCAUGAUCUAUGAAGGUCCCUUCCAAACUGUUUUGUGAUUCUAUGAUCUUUGCAUCAUUAAAACAAAACAAAACAAAAAAAACAAAAAAAAAACAAACAAAAAAAAAAGCUGGAGACGGUGUUUGCAGGACUAGGCAAAAUCAGGUUGGAAUUUUUCUGGAGAAAGAGCAAGAAGACUCAAGGUUUGUCGAGAGUUAAUAGACAGGAAUUAUCUGGUUUAUAGGAGAGUCUCAUUUCUGAAUUGUCUGUGGUUCAAGUUGUGUCCCAUUCCAGAUCAAUAUCCAAACCUUGAAUGGUUUGGGCUGUCUCUUGUUAUCCUUUUUCAUCCUCACAAACACAAACUUAGUCCUGUUUUUAAAUUAUUUGGUAUAUUAGUAUUCUCAUUAUGCAGCAGACUUGCUCAUCUCUUGCAAUCACCAUUCACUUCACUGCCAACUGAGUAGCUGGUUUGAAGAUGAGACUCCAUUUUCAAAAUAAAAUUAAAUAUUUAUUCACCUAAGUUGCAUUGAUUGCAACUUUAUCACAGAGCACUGUGUUGCUAAAGUUUUGCAGGGGUUUAAAAGCAGCUGAGUAAAAUCCCUGAAUAGAGUAAGUGCUAGCAAAUUACUGGACCUUCAGCUGGCUGGUGAAGAUUGAUGCCUAAUCAUUAGGUCAUUUCAGUUUUCUACUUUAUUUCUUUUCAUAUGGUGCAACCUUUGGAAAUUUCAAAUAACAAAUACUGCAGAGCUGAACUGAAAAUCACAACAGAAUUGCCAUUAAAAAAAUAGGCUUGUAAAUUUUCUUGAUCAAGAAAACCUGCUACUUUGAGAGGCAAUGCUCAUGAGGCACGGCAGAUGCUUGGGAUAAUGAUGGGAGGUUUUCUUUCACUUUAAGAUCAUUCCUGUGCUGUGCCAUGUUGUGCUUAUCUGCAAAGACUACAUCAAGGUUCUGUGUCCCAGAAAAGUGCUGCCCUUCCUCUGCAUGGCCCCUUCCCCAGCAACAUCUUGUUCUUUCUCACAGUGUGUUGUUACCAAUGAUCCUUGGUUGGCUCUGCAGCUGCCUGGCUGUUGUUGUUUGACACAUUAGCCCCUUGCCUUCUGAGUUUCUACACCUCUGCGGGCUUACGUUGACCAAAAGAUCAGUCACAGUCUAUCAGCUAUAAGCCACAGUUUUAAGUCCUAUAUUAGAAGGUGAAAAUAACUCAAGAAGUUCACUGCUUUGUCCCAGAACCCAUCUUGAGGCUAUGGUGCAAUAGCUGUGUGUGGUUAGGAUGGUUUCUACAUGUGCUACAGCUGUCUUGGAGAUCAAGAGGAUGGUAAUGUUAAUAAAACUACUGCCAGUCUGCUGCCUUUCGGUGUGCUUAAUCAUAAGGAAAACAGAGAAGGAUAGAGGAUGUUAAGCAGGCAAUGUUUUCUUUGUGGAUGCACAUAUAAUACAAGACAUUAGCAGGAAAAGUCUGUUUUUCACAGGGCAAUAAAUUACUUCUGUCACUUCACUAAGCAGGGGGAAAGGCUUGUUGAUGAAUGAGGAGGAUUAUAUAGGCUGAAGCUUGAACUCUGAACCAUUAAAAUAUCUCAUCCAACCAGUCAGACUGGGAGCACAACAGAGACACUGGUGGGGGAAAUUAAAAGCUGCAGCCAUUGCUGCUUUUGCAUAUGCUUACCCUGAAUAUUUAACCCUUUGCCUUUCACACAGUCUUCCACAGCAGGGAGGUGUAGAAACUGAAAGGAGGAAGAUUUUCAGUUGUCAUAUAUUUAAACAGGAAUCUGAAUAGGUUUUUCUCCAGGUGCCCUUGAGGAGGGUGCCUGUGGAAUGUAACUCAUUUCAGUGAGGAAAUCAUUUAAAUGAAGAACUUCUAUUUGCAUUUUACUUACUGUUUAAUUGAGAAUGAGGUAUUAGACAGAUCCCCUGCUCCUUCAUGGAGAAAACACUACAGAGAGUCAAUGCAAAUUAGUACCAGAAUGAGAGGAAACUUGAAAUCAGAGUCUAAGCCUACAUUCUGCAGCUGUAGUGAUCUUUCUAUUUCAAGAAAAUUUUCAGUCUAGAAGAUGUCUCUCCUGGUUUCUCAUGGGAUAAAAAUCCAUAUUACAGGACUAUUUUGCUGAUACUACUUUGCCCACUCCUCCCAGUGUCUGUAGAGAGAUCAAGCAAUGAAAAAAUCACUCCUGCUUUUCACCAUUUUGCACACAUGGGUUAAUGACAGCUGGAAGAAUAAUGCUAAGGAGAAGUCUCUCUUAAAUUAACUAUUGUCUUUUGAUACCUAAAGGUAUUGAUUGUGCUAUAACUAAAAUUUUCCCCACAACAACAUAAUUAUAUGCAGCAACAAAAUGUUAAUAGCAGUAGAUGAGUUUGGCCAAAACAGUUGGCAGAGAUCACAUAAUCUGCUGCAUCUUCCCGAAGCCACCUGCAUUGAGUUGCUGAAUGUAAAAUGAAGUUUGUCUCUCAACAAGGUGUAGGUCUCAUGUUGUUUACUCUUGAAAUGCAACUGCCUCUCACUCCUAUGAAGUAGGUAAGCAAAUAAUCUUGUGUAGACUCACAUAAUCAGGACUCAGGAAUCUGAAACUCUUAACACAAGAUUUAUCAGUGAUAGGGGAGGGCAGAACAACAGCUGGGGCUUGCAUACAUGAAUUGGUUGGGAAGAAAGUCCCCAGAACUAAAAUGAAGAGGUGUGAUGAAGAUUAGACCCCACAGCUGCUGAGGACACCAGAGGAGCACAGUGGACACCCCCAGGGCAUCAUGGCAGGAAAAGGUCACAGGGAAGUUCAGGAAUAUUGUCUGGUGUGUUUGGGGAGCUCAGAGUGGUGUGAGGAAAGGGCAGGGGAAAGUCAAACUUCCCAGAGUUCUGGCAGAAUGCAUGAACAGCCCGAGCAGGAGGGACACCAAGGGGCAAGGCAGAAUGUGAAAAACCCUGUGUUUCUGCUGUCUGCUGUAGCAUGUUUUGAUAUCAUUAGCCUUUUAUCUCUUUCUUCAUUUGCAGACUGUGUUCCCAAUGAAAUGCUUUUUCAGCCUCUGGAGUCCUGGGCGUUUUGUACAGAUUUUCUGUUCCAAGACCCCAUUCUUUUUAAAGGUGAACCUGUAGCCAGAAGUGUAUGAAUUCUAUUUACUACAUAACCUCUCCCUCUUGUUCUGUAUUGGGGUGCCUUUCAAACCCCACUGCAGGUGCCUGCCCGAGGGCUCUUUGCUGUGCCUGUCUCUGUAGUCAGCCCAUGAGCAACUGGUGUGUGGAAGCCAGGCAGACCUGUUCUGCAAGUGUGUGCCUUCCUGUCAGCUGUGUGUUGGACAUCCCUGGGGAGACAGCUGAGGAGACCUAGAGCAGCAAAGAGCCGAAGCUGGGCAGGACUGGAGUAGAAAAAUCAGUGAGGAGGAACUUAAUCAUAAGAAUUACAACACUGCCAAGGUAAUCAUCAGAGUUACUGGGAGUGGCCUCACAAACUGGGAACUGGUAGCAGGAGAGCUUCAGGAAAAGACAACCGCAGGGUAAGGGAAGUGGUGUCAUUCAGGUAAGUGAGAGAAAGCACUUCUGGAAGAUCAGCCUAUGAAUAUUUAUUUCUUAAAAUACUUUUAUUAAGAUAAAUGUGACCUGAAUUAGAAGGUGGCUGUACUGUAAAGUCUAUAUGUCUGUGCGUGUGUGUGCGCAUGUACACGUGUGCAUGUGCUUACUCCUGGUAGUGAAGCUACUUAUAGCCAUUUCUGUGAUCAUAAUGGUGUUGGGGUUUGAGGAAAAAAUAAAAGAGGGAUGUCCUCUACACAAUGUCUGAUUUGAAUGAAAUAACUCACAGGCAUUUUUUAGAGAGGAAAAAAUUAACAAAGUAAUUAAGUUUUGUAUAAAAUUAGCCUCAGUUCACUGAAACAGGGUGAUGCUAUGCAUGUGUGUAUAAAUAUGUCCAGUCUUUAGUUAAGUAAUACAUGCCUAGGGCUGAAUUCAGAACUAAUUACCAUUUUACUCCCAUCACUGUUUCUUGAUUGUAAUGCAGGAAUCUCUAACCCAAAGUGGUGCAGAUAUUUAGAUUUUCAUGUGUUUACCUCUGUGUGCAUGAGCUACUGAUUAAAUGACAAACAAAAUCUGUGUUAAAUCCACCAAGAAACAUCCAGAACUUGGGAAUCUAAAACUAAAGUUGUCUACACAGCUUCAAGUGGCUGUGAAUUUAUGAAAGCAGAUUUAUGAUGAAUUUCUGAAACCAUUAAGCAGCAAUGUGAUGUCAUACAGUAUUUUAUCACACAGUAGGUUUUUCACAACAAAAGCUAUAUGUAUGCGUGGUCCUUUGAAACAAAAAUUCUUCAUUCUUCUCAUGUUCUGUCAUAGCUUUUGCUGUCACAGUUUUUCAGAAUUUCUGUAUUUGUGCUGGGGUGUGAUACUGGGUUAAUACAGGCAGCUACCAGCAAAAUCAGAGCUCAGUCAGCAGGGAGACAUUUUCAAAAGUAGUAUAUGAUUUUGCUGUCAUAAAAGGAAGCCAUAGGUGAUAGUGUACUGUUGAAAGUUUGGCCUCUAGACUUUUAAUAGCCUGCUCAUUAAGGGCUUCAGCUUAAUGUAUUCCUUGGUUUUUUUAUUAUUUUAAUUCAUUCUUCAGAUUACCCGUGAGGAAUUAAUUUGGGUGGCCUUAAUUCAUUGGGAAUGUUCCAGACAUGGGUUAAUUUUCCAGAAACUACAGUAGUGCAUGUCUGCAUUUUUAUUAGAAAAAAUAUCUUUGUCUUAAUCCUCAUUCAGGUUCUGUCCCAUUUCUCCCUUCUGUACUUAAAUUUCCAUAUGCAGCACAAAUAAAUUAAUUUUUUGUAGAUGAUCUAAGCAAAACCUAGCACUGUAAGAUCCUGCAUAUCUCCACUGAAAUGGUGCCAGUUAGAGCUAACAUUUCUAGCAUAAAAGCACAGCAGCAGUGAGUCCUCCUGACUCAUUUCUCAGUGCAAUAGUGACUGUUAACUUUGCCUGGUUUUUCUGCUAUAUUGAAAAGGAGCCAAGUUUCCUUUAAGUAACCACCUGCUCAAAUAGCAGCAUGGGCCUCAUUAUUUGCUGUUUUCUCUAUGGUCUAGCUCUUCAAAAGUGGUCAGCCUAAUUUUCUUCCGCUCCCUUAAUAUGCUUCUGUAGCAGCUAGCCUAGGUUUGAUAUUCAAGUGUUGCUUCUAAUUUUGGACCAAGAGAAAAUAUUGUGUUUCUGUAUCUGAUUUCUGAAACGCUUUGUUUUCUUACAGGGUGUUACUGUUACCAGCUGUUUCAAAAGUGAGUUAUAAUACUAGAUCUUUAUAGCUGAGACAGUGCUACAGCAAGCCAUAGAAUAUUAUUUUUAGUCCUUGUUCACAAAGACAGAAGGAACUCUGGUGUGGCUGGUCAGAAUUUUCCAUUCAGCACAGGUGAAGAUGCUGCUUGGUAAGGUGCCUUGCAGUGAGAGAUGAGGAAGUGGGAGUUGGAGGCCUGCUUGCUUGUAACUGAACAUGCCAGGGGAUGUGAAAAGAUUCUCACGGAUGCUGCUGGAGUGCAAUAGCAAUGACAAGCUAUGUGUUGUGCGUGAAUAUCAAACAGAAGUGAUUGUUGUCCCAGUUCUCCUGGUGGGAGUUUUUGUCAUUGUGCUCACUGUGAUCCUUUGGCUCCACUGCCGCGGCCUGCGAGCAAAGCAGGAGCAAUCAGCACCAGCUCAAACCCAAGUGACAAGAAAGAAUCAGCAGGAACCCUGCUCAACAGAAAACCGCUACAUCCAUCUGACUGAGAGAUCUGUGGAGAGCCUGCUAAGUUCUGCAUCCUUGACUCUGAAAGAAUUAGAGAUACCACGAGAGAAACUCUUACCAGACAGUUUGCAGCUGAUAAAACUUGGUGCCUAUGGGAGCAUCUACAGAGCACAGUUGGGAACUGGGAGCUCUGAGAAGACUAAGACUGUGGUGUUGAAAGCUUUGCAAGAUCCAGCUAGUCCCCAGAAAGUAAAAGAUUUCUUGGGAAGGAUUAAAUUCCAUCAAAAUCUUGGCCAUCAUGAGAACCUGGUUGAAUUGGUUGGAUGUUGUGUAGACCAGCUCCCGCUUUAUAUGAUCAUGGAAGAUGUGUCUCUUGGUGAUCUGCUGACAUUUCUGUGGACAUGUCGGAAGGAUGUAAUGGCAAUGGAUGAUGUCCCCUAUGACCUCACUGAGAGGCAGGUAUAUGAGGUUGGACAGCAGGUUGCAGCAGCUCUGGCUUAUCUCGAAGAAAAGAACUUGUUCCAUGGUGACAUUGCUGCCAGGAAUGUCCUUCUUCAUCACAACUUCACUGCCAAGCUCUGUGGUUUCGGCCUGGCCUAUGAAACUCACACACAUGGUGCCAGUUCAGUCACAAGGAAAGUGCCUGUCAAGUGGCAGGCACCAGAGAGGCUCCUGAGCAAACCCCCUACCAUCAAGGCAGACAUAUGGUCUUUUGGAAUUCUACUGUAUGAAAUGAUUACAUUAGGUGCUCCACCAUAUCCUGAGGUGCCACCUUCUGACAUUUUAUCAUACCUGCAGAAACAGAACAUUAUGAAGCAGCCCUCGAGCUGCCAACAAGCCAUGUACUGCAUCAUGAAGUCCUGCUGGGAGUGGAGUGCAGCUCACCGGCCUUCCCCAGCACAGCUCUUGUGCUCCCUGAAAACAGCUAUGAAGACCAGCAGUGGGCACACAGUGCUGCAGGUGCCUGAGCCAGUGGUGCCUGAACUCUAUGCUGAUGUUGCUGGUGUUGAUGUGCACAGCUUGGUGAGGGAAUACACAAUCCUCUGAAGGGUCUUUUCAUAUUUUGGUAAAGGAGACAGAAGUCUUAGAGUUUUCCCUUUCUAAAUAUUUUGCAAGCUCAGAACAAGGUCCGUAUGUUGGAAGGGAUCCCUUUGUUCUUCAAACAUCUAUAAAAUCUCCAUGCCAGACACAAGAAACUGUUAUCAUUAUUGUUAAAUCAACCUCUUGGUAUCAAUCUGCCAGUGGUCAUUUGGGAGUAAAGUGUGUUUAGGAAGCUGUAGAAAAUGUAAUGAGAAACUUGAGUUAAAGGAGUGUUAGGUUUGUGUGGCAAGGUUUUGGUGAUGCGGUGGGCUGCAGAGGUGACUUCUGUGAGAAGAUGCCAGAAGCUUCCCCCAGCUCCACAAUGGACCUGCUGCUGGUCAAGGCUGAGCCCUUCAGCAACACUGGUAGCACCUCUGUGAUUACAUAUUUAAGAAAGUGUAAAAGAUACUGCACAACAGCAGGUGAAAGAGAGGAGUGUGAAUGUGAGAGGAGCCGCUCUGCAAACACUCAGGGCACGGCAGAAGGAGGGGCAGGAGCUGCUCCAGAGCUGGGAUUUCACUGAGAUUCUGUGGUGCAGCCCACAGAGAGGUGGCUGAGCCCCUGCAGCCCCUGGAGGGCAGGGGGGAUGCAGAGAUCCACCUGAAGCCCCUGAAGGAGCCCAUGCCAGAGCAGGGGCAUGUCUGGAGCAGGCUGUGACUCCGAGGGAAGCCUGUGCUGGAGCAGAAUCUGUCCUGGCAGAUUCUGUGGAGAGAGGAGCCCUCAUUGGAGAAGGACUGUACCUCAUGAAAAGGGACUCAUGCUGGAGCACUUCAUUAAAACAACCCUUGCGAAGAACUUAUGUUGGAGAAAUUCUUGAAGGACCUACUUUCCUGUGGAGGGACCCCACACUGGAGCAGGGGAAGUGUGUGAGGAGUACUCCCCCUGAGGAGGAAGGAGCAGCAGAGACAAUGUGUGAUGAACUCACCACAACCCGCAUUCACCCUGCUGGAUGAGAAGAGGUAGAGGAAUUAGGAGUGAAGCUGAGCCUGGGAAGAAGGGAAGGGUAGAGGAAGGUGCUGCAAGACUUGGUUUUAUUUCUCAUUAUACUUCCUAAUUCGAUUAGCAAUAAACUAAUUUUUCUCAAGUUGACUCUGUUUUACCCCUAACAGUAAUUGGUGA